AUGUGUCACAAUGCUCAACAAACUAUGAAUUAUAAUGAAAAUGAGUGCGAAUAUAAUAAAAACCAUAAAUCAAAUGACAUUGAAUAUAAUUUAGUGAAAAGUACAUUUGAAAGUGCAAAGAAAACGAGAACAUUACCGAAUUGGUCAAUAGGAACAAAUUCCAAUAAACUAAAUAAGUGCAGAGUUAAUACAUAUAAUCGCGGCAGUCGAAACAAACGAGAUCAGUUCAGUAAAACAAAUAAAUCAGCAACGAAAUCCCACUUUUCUCCUGCACACAAGAUGAGUGAAAUGCGAAAAUGGCUAACCAUACUAGCCAUUUUCAUGUCAACGACGAAUGCGUUUGCUGUUGCAUUCGCGAAAACGGAUGAAAUGCACAUAAGCACCAUACCAUCGAAACCAUCGAAUAUAAAAGCUGAUGAACAAAUAUCUACAACGACAAUCAAGUAUCUACAUGAAAAGUUACCAAUAACAAAUGCAACAGCAGAUAUAGAUACUGACAGCUUAAAACUUAUGUUGCAAAACAGCACUACAAAUUAUUUCAAGAGCAAACCACUAAAACCACUUAAACCAGUGCACACAGACGGAACUGGUGGUGAUUCCAUUUUCAUGAACAUUGCGAAACGCUUUUCCACUGGCAACGAGCUGUGGGAUGGCAUUAUUCGUGACUGCUACCACAAACCAACGUUUUCCUGCUUUCAGAAAAACGUUUAUGGUUUUCUGAAUGAAGCCCUGGAUGUGCAGGACCUGAAUGUAACGCAGCGUCUUAAAUUCUUCAAAAAUAGUGUUGAUUACGUGGAGCAGAGUGCCGAGCACAGUGCGGAGCAACAGGCACCAACAGAAGCAGCUGCCGCCAAGGACGCAGUAAAUCCAGAUGAAAUCAACGAUGCAAAUGAACAUUUAAACUAUAAUGAAAUACCACAAACUGGCAGAGCAGCUGCUGAAACUCCAAUCGAAGAGGUUACGAAUGCCUUAUAUGGCAAGAGUAUCAAGUUCGCAUUGACACACAAUAUGGAGCUAAAACUGCCUGAGACACUUUUCGAUGGAGCCACUUUUCGCAUUUCCCCACGUUCGUUCGAGGGAAAUGGCAUGAUAGCAAAAUUGGAGUUUAUACCCAAGCAAGAGGUGGAGGCUCGUUUGGCCGGAAAAAUUCUCAUGAAAAAAAUACAGAAAUUUUUCAAAAGUAAAUUGAUGCUAUCAUUCCUCGCUUUGUUAUUAAUCGUCAAAAUCAUAAAAAUAAAAAUAUUCUGGCUGUUACCUUUGGUGAUCGGCGUUAGCGCUGCUAAGAAAUUGCUACUGAAAUUUUUACUAUUCCUGUUUCCGGCGCUAUCACAUCUCUUCAAGCUUUGCUCAUAUUAUCAACAGACAUAUCAUACAACGAAAUAUCAUCACCAUCAUCAUUUAAUCAAUCAUCAUCAUACGGUUGUUCCUUCUUGGCAUAAUGCAGAAACUAGUCCUAUACCAGAAAUAAUAUACAGUCAUCCACCUAAAGGGCACAUAUCAACUUAUUUGCAUGGCGCACCCAUACAUGAAACAUAUGGAGUACCACAUUCGCAUGAGCACUUUGAAAACUGGGAAAGUUCUGGUCCGGGACUAGGUUCAGAAUACAUAAGUGAUAUUAAUCGAGUAGCACAAGUCGAUAGUGAUGGCAACUAUUUCAAGCCACAGGAAAAAGACGCUAAUGAACUAUAUAAUUGGGGUUUAGGUACAACACAACAAACACAACAAUUCCAACAACAAAUUCAACAACAACAACAACUAGCACAACAACAGCAACAACAGCAAUUACAAAGGAAACCACGCCCACCACCAGCAACACAACAACAAAGACCACCAGCACUACAAAAACAACAAAAAUAUCAGUCACAAGUACAAAAUUAUCAACCAGUACACGCCACUAGUCACAGUACAAACCCUUUCAUUAGUCCAGAACAACAAAGUAUAUUUGGUCCGAAAUUGAAAACGCCAUUAGCGGCACAAUCAGCGCCGCGCCCAGUGUAUACACCACCUCCACGUAAUGGCGGACCAUUACCACCACCACCACCUAAUGCAGUUGGGAGUAAUGGCGCCAUUGCAGCGCAAAUUGCAGCGAAAUACAACCCUGUGCGCAAUAAUCCUCAUCAGCAACAGCAACCGCAGUUGUCGCCGGAACUUACUGCACAAGUGAAAGAAGCACUGCGGAUACAGGCGGAACAACGUAUUAUAGCUCAACAACAGAAGAUAUUGGAGAAUCAACCUUUUGUGCAGGACGGUCAGCCUUUGAUGCCGAAGAAUUAUGACCCCUUUUACAGUCCGAUUUUGUUGAAAAUCGACAAAAUAGUUGAACAGCUUGGAGUGACCGAUGACCUGUGCAAGGAACGUUUAGUUUGCAGCAUGUACAAGGAUCCGGAUCGUUACAGUCCGCACAGUAAUUUCGUUUCAGCAGAACUGAGUCGCGAUUCUAAUGAAUUGGAGCCAGUGACUAAGACAAACGAGGCAGUGAUCCGCUUCUAUCGGCUAAUACAAGCUGCACGCGAUGGUCAGGAUCAAAGAGAUUGUCUACGCCUAUAUCCGCAAUGUAACAUAAAUACGAAGUGAAAAAGGAUGUUUCCAUUAUAAAUGAAUUAAGCAGUAAAAGCCAAAUUAACGAACUGAGCAAUCAAAUCAUCUGCAGAAAGUCAGAAAGUCAAAAAGUUAAGCGAAACAAAAUUUUGCUUUAAUCUAUGAAAAUUUCUGGUAAAAUCAGUGUAAAUUUUUUUUUACCAGAAAUCGAAGUCAUUUUAUU
This is a messenger RNA of Teleopsis dalmanni, 2761 nucleotides long. RefSeq lists its product as uncharacterized. The record is from RefSeq and is a predicted model, not a curated record. Lineage: Eukaryota; Metazoa; Arthropoda; Insecta; Diptera; Diopsidae. The coding region runs from base 1 to 2574 and encodes 857 amino acids. The transcript is spliced from 9 exons.